This is a messenger RNA of Odontomachus brunneus, 4483 nucleotides long. Its product is annotated as chaoptin-like. The record is from RefSeq and is a predicted model, not a curated record. The transcript is spliced from 10 exons. Gene Ontology annotation, molecular function: protein binding. NCBI's taxonomy places the organism in Eukaryota, Metazoa, Arthropoda, Insecta, Hymenoptera, Formicidae. Bases 188 to 3907 code for a protein of 1239 amino acids.
AUAAGCCGAGUCCUCGACAGGUUUUGUUUGCCUCCUGGUCUUGGUAGAGUCAACGAUUGAGCCAUGAAGGUAUCCUGAAAAUCGACGCUUUAUUGAGAUGAGUAUCUCACUUGUAAAACCCGUCUGACGUACGUUAGUUUCCGGGGGAGGAGUUCCAGGGAGUCUCCUGGAUUUAGUCCUGGACAAGAUGACGCACGACGUGAUUCGUCUCAUGUACAUACUACUCUUUCUCCUUUGGAGUCCCGGCGUGGUAAAAUGUUAUAACGUACCGUGUACAUUCAACACAAUGUGCAUGUGUUGGGUCCAGGACGAUGACGACGACUUUACGAAAAUGGAUAUCAGUUGCAUGGGAGUUCCAUUCGCGCGUUUUCCUGACGUAUCGGUGAACUAUGUGACUCAGCUGGAUAUUGUCGGCUCCGGGAUGCAAGUGUUGGACAAUGACGCGCUUGCAAGCUCCGCGGGUGUCGAAGCUCUAGGGUUGAUGAGCAAUCGAUUAUCCAGUAUAGGUGACAAAUCUCUAUUAGGUAUUACGGACAGCCUACGUUCACUGGAUCUAAGCUAUAACUCUCUCGAGGAUGUACCCUUCAAGGCCUUCCGCGAUCUAAAAAAAUUGAAUUGGCUGAAUAUGCACAGCAAUCACCUAACAUCGUUGGACGGCGACUGGGGCCGCACCAGAGACACUCUAUCGAAUGCGUUUUUUGGUGAUAAUUCGAUCACAGAAGUCCCCAGACUCUUCUCGAGUUUCGGCGCGCUGGUGUGGUUGAAUGUAGACAGCAACAACAUCGAGGAGUUCCCUAAGGAAUGCUUGCCGCCGAAUAUGCACACUCUGAGCAUCAACAAUAAUCUUCUAAAGGAAUUCCCGCAGUCUCUAGAAGGCCUGAAAGGCCUCACGUGGCUUUACAUGAGAGGAAACAACAUCAAGUACCUGGAACUGCCAGAUUUCCGUAGUUCCAGUUUGGAGCUGAUCGACCUCAGCGAGAAUUCCAUCGAGUGGAUGAAGACAGCGACUUUGAGCAAUCGCACAUUGAAGGUGGUGGACUUCAAUCUUGCCGGUAACAAACUGACCUCAUUGCCAGGCAGAAUGUUCGAUCGCCUGGAGAUCAAAAGACUGCACUUAUCGUCGAACGGUAUCAGGAACGUCGACGACGAAGCCUUUCACGGUCUGGAAGAGAUUCUCGAGUAUUUGAACCUGGAGAACAACGAUUUGUCGGCGGUGCCAAAUGCCGUUAGUCAAUUGAGAACGUUAUCGUAUCUUUACUUAGCUAAUAAUGAGAUUCGAAAUAUCUCUGGCGAGGCAUUUCAAGAAUUCGCAGAGCAUCUGAAGGCUCUCUCUCUCGCGACUAACAGUUUGGACGCGGUACCAGUGGCCGCACUGUCCAGAUGCCAGAGGCUACUGCACCUGAAUCUCGGUUACAACAAGAUCUCCCACGUGGAGUCGGGUGAUUUCGAGUGGGCCGAGGACCUUGAGAUCCUGCUGCUCAGGAACAAUGUCCUGACGAAACUGAAAGCUGAGACCUUCAAGGGGGCUGGUAAAUUGAAAGAACUCAGCCUGUCGUUUAAUCACUUGACGGAACUCGACGACGACUGUUUCGUCGGUAUCGAGGAGAGUCUGGACAUUCUCGAGUUGAGCUUCGCCUUCGCCACGGAUGUGUUUCCACAACGUGCACUCAGGCCGCUCACGAAUCUUUUGUGGUUGGUUUUAGACAACAACAAUUUUCAGACGAUCGAGGCGACGGCUUUCUACUCCUUCCAGCAACUGCGUUACAUCAGCAUGGAGUCGAACAGGCUGCAUUACUUGCCCGAGAGAAUAUUCCUUUCCAGCGUGCACCCCGAAUUGAAAGACGUCAAGCUGGGAUAUAAUUUCCUCGAAGCGAUUCCGGAGUCGAGUUUCCAUAAUUUGACCGAGCUGCGUUCUCUUGAUCUCACUGGAAAUCGAAUAAAGAUCUUAGCGUCUGGCUCGAUCAUAGAUUGCCCUAAGCUGGUGACCAUAUCGUUAGCUUACAACAGGAUACAGAAGAUAGAGAGGAACGCUUUCUACAGUCUGUCUAGCUUGCGUUUCCUUCACUUGGAGUUCAAUAAGCUGACCGUGUUGGAUUUGGGUGCCAUCUCGGAGAUCGGCGGCCCUGACUUCGCUUUGAACGUCUCCUUCAACGCGAUAGCAUUUAUCGACUCAGGAUCUUCGAUGAAUAAUCUCACCAGACUGGAUCUUGGAUUUAAUAAUAUCAGUCAUCUUUCUCCGGAUACGUUUUACGGCACGGCCGAUUUGAAAAGUCUCAAUCUGCGGAACAACUUUCUCACUACAAUCGAUCCAGGAACGUUCGCGCUUCCUCACCUGGAAACUCUGGACAUAAGCGAGAAUAAAAUCGACACGUUGCGCAAACAAUCCUUCCACGGUCUGGAGUCUCUCCAGAGACUGGACUUGGGCGGAAACGAGAUCACUCAGCUGUCGACCGAGCAGUUUAGGAACUUGAGGAGUCUGCGAAUUCUAAAUCUGUCGAACAAUAAGAUCCGAUCGUUACCAAGAGACGUUUUCGAGGGCACCAGACUAGAGAUCCUCGACUUGAGCCACAAUAAAUUCACUGCUGUACCCUCCGCGUCGUUUUUAGAGGUCGGCUAUACUUUGAGAGAUCUCAACAUGGCAGAAAACUUCUUGGACCAUCUAGACUCGACCGCUUUCCCGACUUCUCAGUUGGUGUCCUUGAAUCUAGCGCAAAAUCGCCUGACGAUUCUGCCGGAUAAUUCAUUCGUCUCCUUAGGCAAAUUACUAAGCUUGAACGUGUCGCAGAAUAUUCUUCAGGCGAACUUCAAGGAACUGUUUCAUUAUUUGCCAGAUCUCAGGCAACUUUAUCUGGCCAAUUGCGGUCUCAGGAGCAUACCGUUGCUACCACUGACGAACUUAAAUGUCUUGGAUUUGUCUUUUAAUAACGUUGACGAGACCACUGAUAAACAGUUUCAGUAUCUGGAAGGUCUGAAAAUUCUCUUACUAGUCAAUAAUUCGCUGACAUCGAUGCCUAGUGUUAGACUGAAUCUUUUGAGAGAACUCGACGUCUCCGGAAAUCCUAUCGAGGAACUGACGAAGGAGAGUUUUCUGGGUUGCUUGCGACUGGAGAAAUUAAACUUGAGAAACUUAAAUCGCACCAGGUCAGUGGAUAAGGACUGUCUACGACCCUUGAAGUACCUGAAACACCUGCGCAUCCAAACGUGGCCGCAGGCUGACGGCUUUCAUCUCCGUCACUUGCUAUCCGGCUUACCGCUUCGAACGGUCGAGAUUCAAGUGACGGAACAUCUGCUGAAGCAUCAGAUACAGAACGCCUUUACGAAACAAUUGAGAGAACUGACAAUCACCGGAAGCGAUCUCGAGCUGAUCUCAUCCGAGGCGUUCUCCACCAUCGAAGGCGGCGAACUGAUACUGCGAAUCAAGGACACGCACAUCCGCAGACUUCAGUCGGAUAUUUUUCUAUCGUUGACGAAGAGACUGUCUCAGCUCACGCUGGAUCUCAGAAACAAUCACAUCAAUGAACUGAGUCCGUCGAUAAUCUACGGGAACCUCUCUUGGGAGACUGUAGGGACCAACAUGGUGGCCGGUGGGCUGCAGGUAUCCGGAAACCCGCUCGAGUGCGACUGCGAGAUCGCGUGGCUGAGCCUCUGGCUGCGCAGGUGGCUGAGAGAGUCCCGGCAGAUCCACACGGCGUCGCAAUCCGACGCCAGACAAUUGAGAACCAUAGCCGGACGAGCCGUGUGCACGGAGACCACUCCGUCGUACUCGUCCGACAAGGUCCUGCUGACUCUGGGUACUCCGCACACCGCCUGCCAAGCGUCCGCCCUCAGCUCGGGGAAUUACGAACGCUUGGCGACAGCUUGGCUGGCCUUCGUCAAAUUCUUCAUCCUCGUUUUCGUCGUCAAUUAAUUCGCGCAACAACAAACAGCCGUUUCAUCGACUCGAAAUCGACUUCAAAACGUCGUUUUCAACAUCAGCUGUUUUCAUUCCGAAGCGUGGACGACGAAAUUUUGCGUUAAUCGGGCCUCUUCUCGGGGAAAGGACUGAUAUUUCGCCCGAAUGUAGAAUUCUAUUCCAAAGUGGAACAAGGAAAGUACCGCGACUCGUUUAGUGCAUUGUCAGAUUUAAUUUUGCGACAGGUGUGCGAUUGCCUGUACGGAUUACCAGCUCUUCAGCAACACCAGGACAGUUUUCGCAAAGCCCCCUUUCAUAUAUUGCGCGUAACGCAGAUGAAUAUUUAUGUUCCAUACGCGUUGCACACCUUUCGCGCGAUUUAAAUGAUGUAACAUUAUGAUUCGGUAUAUCGUGACUUUCACUUUAAAUUUCUCACUAUCGCUGAGACAUAAAGAAAGCAUCGUACAUUACGUAAGCGUCAGGAUCUCCUUCACGUGUGAUGUGUUUCUAAAUCAAAAGUUUCUAGUAAUUUAAGUGAUUGUGCGCACACGAGGAGCUAAGAGAGAAUUUAUAAUAUUGAAUUUACGUAGA